AUGCAUGGCUCACAAUUAUAUACACUCACAAUAAGCCUUAUUUUGUUUUUCACCAUUGGUUUUCAACAUAAGAUUAAUGCCAAACCUAUUGAAGAUUUGAUUGAAACUACAACCACAACAUCAUUAGCACCAACAACAACAACUAAUGAAACUAAAUUGAUCUAUUCUGGAUUACCUUCGAAUUUUUACGUGAGACCUUUCUUGAUGCUAUUACCAUUUCCAUUUCCUGAACCAUUGCCAAAUUCACUUUAA
Rotaria sordida is the source of this 252-nucleotide messenger RNA. NCBI's taxonomy places the organism in Eukaryota, Metazoa, Rotifera, Eurotatoria, Philodinida, Philodinidae. The record is from the annotation of a GenBank genome assembly.